GGAGACGAUUGUGUUUAGACUCGAGUGAAGUGAGGGCUCGAGUUAGGGCUCAAUCCGUGUCUCAAAGCAAACAAACAAAACAUAUUGUGAUUGCAAUUAACAGUGCAUUCAUCGGGUGUUCAUUGGUUUGAUUGUCUCGUGCACUAAGAAGUGAUCGCUGGAACCGAUGGCUUCGUAUAUAGAAGUGGCCGAAGAGGAGGGCGAAGAGGCCAUUGAGAUCCCAUGUGAAGAGGACGCCGCCAACUCGAUAUUGUUGUCUACCCUGACCUCCCUGUUCCCGGGCGCCAGUGGUCUCAAGUAUAGGAACGCCGACACCGGAACCAUACGAGGCAUACGUCUGAUCGAUGGGCGCCUCCAACCCCCAGACCAGGGCUGGCGGUCUAAUGCCGUCUAUUACUGCGCUUUCCCUAAAGAGAAUAAGCGCAAAAUCGAUGAUCAAACGGAGACAUCGAUGGCUAAAACGAAGCGAAUGGAAGCCAAGAGUCAGCAGAAGUGUUCAGAUCUGAUAGUAUUAGGCCUUCCGUGGAAGACAUCGGAGAGUGAAUUGAGAGAGUAUUUCGAGACAUACGGAGAGGUAGUGUUGGCUCAGGUGAAGAAGGACUCGAAGAGUGGUCUCUCGAAAGGCUUUGGAUUCGUGCGCUUCAGUGACUACGAGGCGCAGAUCAAAGUGGUGUCUAAGCGGCACUGCAUCGACGGCCGCUGGUGUGAUGUCCGCAUCCCCAUCAGCAAAGAGGGUCUCGGCUUCGACUACAAGACAUCUGAGUUCAACCGCAAGAUAUUCGUGGGCCGACUCUCCGAAGACCUAUCGACCGAUGAUUUGAGGGAUUACUUCGCGAAAUACGGCGAAAUCUGCGACGUCUUCAUCCCGAAGCCGUUCCGGGCGUUCGCUUUCGUGACGUUUUACGACUCGGAGAUCGCACAGACACUCACUGGUGAGGACCAUAUCAUAAAAGGCGUGUCAGUGCACGUAAGUAAUGCCGUUCCCAAAGUGGAACUCAAUCUUCCGGGAGGUUAUAGUGGGAAGAGUGGUCACGGAAGGUAUAGUCAUUCCAGUGGUGGUAUGAAUGGAUCUCAUGUCUCGAUGAAUGCCAUGAAUAGUUCGCGUAUGAAUGAUGGCUAUGGAGUCCAUCAGAACUAUCAUUACUCACCCUUUGACACCAGACGUGCCAAUACAGGGCACCGACAGUCCAACCCUUAUAUCAAUUCCAACAGUCCUUUCGAUCGGUUCGGUCCCACUUCUAGCGGAGCAGUCGGUAGCGCACCGGCCGCUCACCAGCAGAUAUGGAGCGGCGCUUUAGGCUCUCACGUCACUCAACGCAACCAAACGAGUGAUUUACCAAAUCUCAGCUCUUUAGGCAACAGCUUAGGUAUCGGUUCCCAAAACGCACUCAACUCUAACAACAAUUCACUCAAUAAUUAUGGCAUUAAUUCCCUGAAUAUGAACCCACAGGCGGCGGCCCUACAACUGGCCGCUGCCAUAGCUAAUCAGGCGGGCAUUGCUCUGUUCGGUCAGUCCACCCAAAACCCAUCCGUCGGUAAUAACGGCGUAGAUGGGGGUCAGUCAGCAUCUAUUGGCUGGCCAUCAGGCAGUGGUGCAGGCGUUCAGAGCAAUGAUGACGUGACACAGAGUCUGUUAAGCGGCGCUCAAACCAAUGUGGCGGUCAAUGCGUCGACCACUGCUCCCCUCACUUCCCCUUAAGAUUAAGAUUAAGACACUAAAGACCUUAAGACCUUAAGUUUGACACUAAAUCUAAAAUCUCUCGUUUUCUUACUUUAUAUUUCUCAUUACUUCACUUCAAAUUGAUUUGUAUGUUUGCGACGAUUCAUAACUUGUGUAUUGAAUAUAUGUGUGAAUAAAAUGAGUGAAAAUGAAUGCAAUCCUAGUGUUGUCCACUUAUUUCAUGUCUUAACUGCUAAUUAAAAUUGGGAUGAAUUUGGUUGUGAAGUAUGUGUAUUGGAACGGAUGGGCAAUGAAUUCAUAAGUAUGUGAUGAGCUGUUGGCUGUUUGGCAGAGAUGUUAAUGAAUCACUUAGAAACUGAAAUGCUUUCAUACAAACCAAACUUAUUGAACCCUGUUUGAUGGCAAUCCAUUUGACCACAACUUCGAAACAUU
Messenger RNA from Oppiella nova, 2113 nucleotides. NCBI's taxonomy places the organism in Eukaryota, Metazoa, Arthropoda, Arachnida, Sarcoptiformes, Oppiidae. The record is from the annotation of a GenBank genome assembly.